GACUAUUUCUGAAGAGGGAAAUAUUCUCCCAUAACACAUUGUUGUGAUCUGAAUUUCUGUUUAAUUGUUGGGGUUUGGAGAAUAAGUUUAGUCUUGUCCAAUAUGCCUUCUAGUUUUUCAGUGAUGCAUAUACCUUUUGGUACAGGAUACUCUAUACUACUUGGCAAUAAUGAGCAGUGAAACUACUAGAGACAGAUCUGCUGGACAUGUGUUUGGAUAUAGUAACCUAAAGCAUCAUGAUCCUGAGGGGGGGGGAGGGGAGACACACACCCUGAGGAUGUCACAUGGGCUGCAACUGUGUGCUGAUUAGGCAGCAAGCAGUCUGCAGGCCAAGGAUUGAGAACCACUGCACUAGACUAAUGCAAAUAAUAUCAAGUGUCUGUUUUGUACAAUCACAAGCCAAGAAAUUCUGUCUACUGUAUUUCCUUUCUGGUUUUAAGUGGAUUUAUUAUUCUUUAGUUCUUACCCCUCUCAGAGCACACAUCUGAUGCAUGAAGUGAGACCUUUAUAUACUACAGUUUUAUAUAAGUUGUAAAGAACCUUGGGCUCCUUCAGGAUGAAAAAUAUUACCUACUUAUUUCUCCAGGUCACUAGUGAACAAGGAGUGUAUUUUUAAAAUAUUUAUGAUGUAGUAAAGUCUGCUACGUAUGCUCGUGGUGUAUGAGGCAUGUUGGAAGUCCAGUCAUGACUCCUUCAACAAAUCAUGAGUUGGGUUUUUUAACUUCAGUAUUGACUGAUGUCACUAGUGAUUCAUGCUGCUGCUCUAGAGGGGUUUCUUUUUUGUAGCACUUACCUUAAGUGUUUUUACUACACUACACAGUUUGCAAUCUCUCUGCCUGCCACUGAAAUGCAGCUGUUCAAUAAUGUGGUAGAGCAACAUUACUGGACACUUGCUUUGAAUUUUCCUAUAGUCAUUUUACCUGGAACAGUGCUGCUAACACUUUUUUGUAUGAGAAAUGUCAUUGAAUCUUUAAUUAAAGAGAGAGGCUAUGACUAUUUGCAAUGUUUCUAUCUAGAGGGGAAACAGCUACAUUCCUGUAGUUCCUGCCUCUCCUUCAAGAGUGUCCUGGUCCAGUGUGCUUAGUGUGUGAUCAGUCCCCAGUAUUUUCCAUCUGACAGGGCACUAGACAACUAAAGGAGUUGUACUGGGAAGAAGACUCCCCUUAUCUAGUAGUUGCUCUAUCCUGUUUUGUGUUUAAAGUGUGUAUGCCUCAGUCAGUUAAUGUUGUUUUUUCUGACUUCUGAAAUACCUUUAGUCCCACCACUGUUAAAAUAAGACAAACAGCUCAGGGCCUAUUAUAUUAAAAAUGAGUCAAGUUCUUUGUUUAGAUAAAAAAUAAAAUGACUUUCUCCUGAAAUGUUUUUCUUUCUUUAAGUAGUCUGUCUUCCUUCUCUCUGCUGUGAGUGGAAGUAGUUGAUUCCAAGUUUUUUUUUCUUCUUAAGUAACCUUAGAGGUUGUCUUUUAAGGCUAGGCCUAGGCUUGAGCCCUCUAACUUAAAGCUCUAGUGUUUCAUCCAGUUCAGUCUUGCUUGGUAUAAUUUGCUAUGCUAAUAAACCCCAGUAAUUAAAAUAGAACGCACAUUCCUUGUUUUUCACUGUGCAGCAACUGUAGCAGGAAAUCCAAGAGCUGCGAGGUCUACCCCUCUCACCUGCCACUAUUAAGCGUUCUACCUCGGCCUAGGAACAAGGACAAUAGCCUCUUAAACUCAGCUAGUUCACUAAGGGGUUGUACCUCAACCAUCAGAAACUUCUACAGCUGCGGGGUUAGUGCUUAAGUAUGCAGGGGCGGGGGGAGCGGUUAGGAAACGUGCCUGGGAAAACAGGCAUCUUCAGCCAUGCUGUCCCUGACUUGCUGAAGGAGCCCCAUGCAGCUAGCGAUUGGGUUCACUUUUCCCUGCAUCUCAAAUAAUUCCCAGGGGCCAGCAGGGCUUCUGGUGUUCCGGCCCCCUGAACGUUGUUCUUCCCGAGCUGCAGUGCUAGGAGGAGCUGGGGCAGAAGCGGAGCCUGCCAUGCCCCAGGCGCUGAUGGGCUGGAGGCAGAGGAGGUGCCCUGUCUUCACGGUGAGGCAGAGGCGAGUAGCUCUGUGCUGCUAGGGCGCCAGCUCCAGGCCGAGUCCGGGUUUCACUGCGCUAAAAGCAGGCAGCGCUGGAGCUGCAGGCGCUGACCAGGCACGGCCCCCUACAGCCCAGUGGCGCCGUGGGCCGCACCCACGUGCUGAGCAUCUCUGGGCCGGUCCCGUACCCGGCCUCAGCAGGGGGUGGCACUGAUGGGGCGUGCGGGAGUCGGGCCGAAACCCUGCAUCCUCCACCGCCCGGUGGCUCCCUGGGGCUGGUGCAGCUCGAAGCUGCUCGCCGCCGCCUCGUGCUGCUCCAGCCGCGCGCUGAUGUCACCUGGCGCCCGGGGAGCGCAGGUCUCCUCCCCGGGGCUGGGACUGCGAUCGGCUCUCCCUGUCUCCUGCAGCCCGCUGGCGGCCGGGCCCAGCCCAAUGGCUUCCCCCCUGGGCAGCCCUCUCAGCGCGGGGCAGAGGCGGACAGGAGCUGGAGGCCUGGCUCCGAGCCCCAGCUCGGCCAGGAAGGAUCCGAGCGUGGAGCAGCAGCUCACGGUGGCUCUUCGGAUACGUCCAAUCAAUGAAGCUGAGCUGGAGGAAGCUGCUGCUAUCAUAGCCCACAGAGUGGGUGACCAGAUGGUGGUUCUGAUGGACCCAAGUGAAGAUCCAGACGACAUCUUGCGAGCCAAUCGAUCCCGAGAGAAGACAUUUAUAUUUGAUGUGGUUUUCGAUCACAAAGCGACCCAGGAGGAGGUGUACGUGUCCACGACCAAAAACUUGGUGGAAGGAGUCAUUUCUGGAUACAAUGCAACAAUUUUUGCAUAUGGGCCAACAGGGGCAGGGAAAACCUACACUAUGCUAGGGACAGACUGUGAUCCUGGGAUCUACAUCCGCACCCUAAAUGACCUCUUUAAAGCCAUUGAGGCAACCAGUGACAACAUGGAUUACACCGUCUCCAUGUCGUACCUAGAGAUUUAUAACGAAGUGAUCCGUGACCUCCUGAAUCCAUCCUCUGGAUUCCUAGACCUCAGAGAGGAUGCUAGGGGUAGCAUCCAGAUAGCAGGAAUUACUGAAGUCUCCACUACAAAUGCGCAGGAGAUCAUGCAGCUGUUAACAAAAGGAAACAAAGAACGCACUCAGGAACCCACUGCUGCCAACAAGACAUCUUCCCGCUCACAUGCAGUCCUCCAGGUCACAGUGAAACAGAAGAGUCGGGUGAAGAAAAUUAAUGAAGAAGUGCGGGUGGGAAGGCUUUUCAUGGUUGACUUGGCAGGGUCUGAGAGAGCAGCCCAGACUCAGAACCGAGGCAAGAGAAUGAAGGAGGGAGCUCAUAUCAACCGCUCGCUGCUAGCUCUGGGGAACUGCAUCAGUGCCUUGAGCGAGAAGGGAGGAAGUCGGGCCCAGUAUGUCAAUUUUCGAGACAGCAAACUGACACGCUUGUUGAAGGACUCAUUAGGGGGGAACAGCAGGACAGUUAUGAUUGCCCACAUCAGUCCUGCCAGCAUCUACUUUGAAGAAUCUCGAACAACCUUGAUCUAUGCUUAUCGAGCAAAAAACAUCAAGACAAGGGUAAAACGCAACCUGCUGAAUGUCUCCUAUCACAUUGCACAGUACACCAGCAUCAUUUCAGAUUUACGCAGGGAGAUUGAGGGUCUGAAGGCAAAGAUUGAAAAUCAGGAAAAGGAGAAGAGUGCCAUCAGCUCUGGCCUCAGGGAUGUACAAGUGGAGGCACAUCAGGAUUCGGAGGCGUACAGCCAGCAAGAGAUGAACAAGUUACGGGAGCAGCUGAUAGGGGCUUUCAAGGAGCAAAUGGAGAUGCGCCGCAGCCUCAUGGAGCUGGAGAACACCAACAUUGAGCUACAUAUUGAUACCUCCAGGCAUUUGCUAACGAUUGCCGACUGGGAACGAGAGAAGACUCAGCAUGCUCGGAAGUGUUAUAACAAGCUGGUGAAUGGAAAGGAAGAUGAAAACAUGGAGGAGGCAGACAGAGAAGUAGAGAGGGCAAGUUCCCCUGAACCUCAUGAAGUCACUGUAGCAAGAGAGGAGAUCAACAUGCUGUUGGCAGAGCUGCGAAAAACAGCAACCUUAAAGUCGGAGCUGGAGCAGCGCUUAGCCAAUGCCAAGAAAAAAGCCUCCCAGAUGGAGAAGCUGUUACCCAAACAAAUCACCAGUGAAGACCAGCGAGAGGUGCUGAGGCUUCUCUGCAAGGCUCAUGAGCUGGAGGUGGGGAACACGGAGUUGCAGGCAAAUGCCUUGUACAAGGAGAAUUUGCUGUGCCAAAAGGAUUUUGUCAUCCAGCGGCAGCAGCAGCACGGACUGCUCUGCGAGGAAAUCAUUCAGCAGCAGCAAAUGCUGAUCAAAGGCCGUGACAUCCCUGUCCCAGAGACGCUGGGGACGCUGUAUCAACUGCACUGCCGUGAACUAGAGGAGGGGACCCUGACCCGCCUGCUCCUGCUUCACUCUGUAAUGUCCAGCACGCUGAGGGGUGGCUCUGCUCUGAAUAUAGCUCAGCAGCUGGACCUAAACAAAGAGGCCAGAAAAGGGAUGUCUGGCAACAGGAAGGGUCUUCCUUCUGGAGCAAAGUUUGAGCUUCCGUCUGUUGUCUUGGAGUCAGACAGUGACAGCUACAGAUCAUCUAAAACAACACCUACUAGGAAACUGGGGAACCCAGAUACCCAUCUCAGCCCUACAUUCUUUCGCUUGCCAAGAACCCCACUGCACCAGCAGAAACCAACUGGUGUUGCUGUAAGAAAGAUGACCUCCAAGCUAUGUUCCCCCACUUCCCUGGACUUAAAUAGGAGAAAGUCAGCUGCAGAGAUCGCUCUUGCGCCACUGAGUCUGGAGGCCCUGACAGAGAUUGCUGUUAGCACCAAAAGCAUCUCCCGCAUUGCAGCCAGUCGGCGUUCCAGAGCCCGACAUAGAGACCAUGGGAGUGAACUCACCUCAGGGCAUUUCUUUGAGGAGGAUAUAUUGGAGCCGAAAUAUCUGCAGUCCAGCUUCACUCCAGAGCCUCAUGUGAAAGACACUGUGAGUAUUGAGAGCCUCUCAGCAGAGUCUCAGAGAAAGGAGCAGCUGCACUACGCAGCCAGGAGAGAACUGAAGAAGGAUCAAGAACGAGAGAAAUCAGUUGAGAGGAAAGCCAGGAAGAAAAGAUCUCGUUCCCUUGAACCAACCUCACAAAAGAUCUCGAAAGCAAAGCAUCGGACUCCCUCGAGCCACAAUAUGGACAAUGUUUCUGAGGACCAGCUGCCCCGAGCUAAACUUCACCAGCCGUUGAAGAUCAAGAGCAAUUUAUCCCAUGCCACUCCUGCCGCCACAAAGGUCAAAUUCCCCAUCAGUCACCAUACAGAAGAGAAUCCAUUACAGGUGCUGGAAAUAAGCAACACUCCCCCAAGCACCGUUCAGCAGAGCAAUGCAGGUCAGACCAGAGGCCAGGUCCUACAAAAGCGGGUCAAAGGGCCCUUAGAUGGUGCCAGCAACCAGCCGAAGAACCAACCGAUCACAAGCUUCAAGAACCUGCCGAGGUCAAAAUAAAAUCACCAGGGAGAGCAAGAUUCCAUCUGUUCUCGAGGGACCAGGACUACAGGAGUACUAAAAAGUAGGGAGGCUUUUUCUUAA
Gopherus flavomarginatus (Mexican gopher tortoise) is the source of this 5665-nucleotide messenger RNA. RefSeq names its product kinesin-like protein KIF19. NCBI's taxonomy places the organism in Eukaryota, Metazoa, Chordata, Testudines, Testudinidae. The record is from RefSeq and is a predicted model, not a curated record. Gene Ontology annotation, molecular function: ATP binding; microtubule motor activity; microtubule binding. Gene Ontology annotation, biological process: microtubule-based movement.